GAACCAGAGCCCCGGAGCGUCCACCGCAGUCCGCGCUUCCUCUCCGAGAGCGGUUCCAACGGCGCGCCUGAGACCCUGCGCGCCCCGGGCCCGUCCGCCGCGCCCGUUCCGGUUCCGGUUCCGGUCCCGGUUCCGGCACCGACUCCAGGCGAUGUGAAGUGGAGCAGGCCGCUGUGUCCUCCUCCCGCCUGGCCCCGGGGGCUGAGGCGGGCGGCAGGUGCCUGUGAGGCGGGCGCGUGCCGGCGGCCCGACAGGAUGGAGGAGAGCAUGGAAGAAGAGGAGGUGCUCGCCUACGAGGCGAUGAUGGACGACCAGAACCACAACAACUGGGAGGCCAUCGUGGACGGCUUCCGGCAGCCGCCGCCCCCUCCGUCGAUCCCAGACCUUGGCCGCGAGCCUCCGGGGGCUCAGCUGCUGGCCGUGCCCGCGGUGUCCAUGGACAGGAAAGGCCCCAAGGAGGGGCUCCCGAUGGGCCCGCCGCCUCCGCCCGAGGCCACCGGGGUGAUCAUGAUGGUGAAGGGCUGCGACGCCGUGGCCAAGGCGGCCCCCGCCCCCGCCCCCAGCUCCACCAUCAACAUCAACACCUCCACCUCCAAGUUCCUAAUGAAUGUUAUAACUAUUGAAGAUUAUAAGAGCACAUAUUGGCCAAAAUUGGACGGUGCCAUUGAUCAACUUUUAACCCAGAGUCCUGGUGACUAUAUCCCCAUAUCCUAUGAACAGAUUUACAGUUGCGUGUACAAGUGUGUAUGCCAGCAGCACUCGGAGCAGAUGUACAGCGAUCUGAUCAAAAAGAUAACUAAUCACUUAGAACGAGUGUCAAAGGAGCUACAGGCCAGCCCUGCGGAUCUGUAUAUUGAAAGAUUUAAUAUAGCUCUGGGACAGUAUAUGGGAGCAUUGCAGAGCAUCGUGCCUCUUUUCAUAUAUAUGAAUAAAUUUUACAUUGAAACCAAGCUUAACAGAGACUUAAAAGAUGACCUUAUAAAGCUGUUUACGGAACACGUUGCAGAUAAGCACAUUUAUAGCCUGAUGCCUUUACUUUUAGAAGCCCAGUCAACACCAUUUCAGGUCACACCUUCAACUAUGGCAAAUAUUGUGAAAGGCCUCUAUACUCUCAGACCAGAAUGGGUUCAGAUGGCUCCAACCUUGUUUUCUAAAUUUAUUCCAAACAUCCUUCCUCCAGCGAUGGAAUCAGAACUUUCUGAGUAUGCUGCUCAAGACCAGAAGCUUCAAAGAGAGCUCAUACAGAAUGGAUUCACCAGAGGCGACCAGUCCCGGAAGAGAGCUGGGGAUGAGUUGGCUUAUAACAGCUCAUCCGCAUGUGCAAGUUCCAGGGGGUACAGAUAGUGACUGCUGAAUGUACUUUCCUCCCCAAGAGAGGACACACUGGAGCUGCAGAAACUGUUCAGGCGCAGUGGGCCUGCACCACUCAGGAGCUGUCACAGGCUGUUCUUUGAGAAGAUGCCAGACUUCUUACUUUGGUUUGUAAUUUUAAAAAAACAAAAACUAACAAAAACAGUUGCUGCUAGACUUGGUGUGAUUUUGAACUGGGACAAUCUUUUAAUUAGUUCAUCUACAGGUUCUGUAAGGAACAAGCCUCUUGGAAAGUGACCGUUGCUAAGUGAAAUCCAACAGCCAAAAUUAUUAGCUGCCUCCAAAAAUAUAAGAACAGAAAAACUUUCCUUUUCCUCUUGGUAGCACUUGUUUCUUCAUUUGUGAACUUGGCACCUCAUCAUUUUGGGUUCACGUGUCAAGAUCUCUUUUGCUUUAAAGUCAAGCAUAUGGUUAACAGUAUUUUUCACCCAUGACCCAAACAACCUGUUUUAAAGGAAGAGUGAGUCUUUGUUUAGCAUGAGAAAAUCUUGUAAAGGAAUGUGCUAACCUCUUCCCCAGUCCACACCUUUGUUCUACUCUGUGCCUUGAGCUUUGUGCACUUUGCAACUGCGAUGGUGUUGGCAGACUCACCACAUGCCCUGGAGAGGUUGACAUCUCACACCAGCUCACCAGGGUGUCUGGUAUGGUUUUGUAGCAGGAUGUGAUUGUGGGAAAAAUAUAACUCCACACCAAGACGGAUUUAAGCCUGCCUGCCCCAGGGCAUGUUCGUGUUGAUGUAGGGACCAGCUCUUACUGAGCAAAUUUCCACCUGAGUUCACCAGCCUCUGUAGUGUGGAUACGACCCUAGUUUGGUGGGGGGUGGGGAAGCAACCCCAUUGUGAUACCGUGGAGAUUAACCAGUAGCAGAAGCUGCUUCUUCUGAUACUCUAGGGAGCAGUAUAGGUGUUAAAACCAAAUAAAUAAUAGCCCUGUGGCAGGUAGUUCUGAUCUAUGUGUUUAACAGGGGAAGUGAAUGGUUGGAAAAGGUGGCGUCUGUCCUGCAGCCUGUAAAUGUCAUGUUUGAUGUUUGAAUGAAGGCUCCCUUCCAGCUGUGUUCCACCAUAACCAUGAGGCCAUUAGGCUCUUCAUAAAACUCUAAAGUUUAUCCUAGCUGUUCUUGACAGUCAAAGAAAAAUAUACACAGCAUGGGUAAAGUAGUUUUCUUCUUGGUUUGAACGUGACUUGAGCGUAGACUUCAUGCUACCAGCUACAUCAGACUAGUGGUGCUGACCUCUUCCAAGAACUUCGCCCAAGGCCGCCCCUGCCAGCUCAGGAAGAGUUAGAAGUGUUGUGCUGGAGUGAGUGAGUCAGCCCACUAGGAGUCCUUGAUUUGUGAAAUAAAGGUGGUCAGAUUUGUUCUUUCAAGUACUCAUCAACCACAUUUGGUGGAGUUUGGGGAGAAGGAAGGGAGGAGCUUGUUUCACUCUGAGCAUCUUGGGUUACUGUCUUGCUGAACCCUGAGUUACUGUAAGGACAUGCAGGGCUCUGUGCAGUUUAUUUGCUGUAGUGUCGAGGAAGAAUUCCAUUUUAUCAUGAAGCUCAAAUUUUACUUAGAGGGGGUUUUUUGUUUUGGUUUUUUGCUCUGAAGCAAAUGAACAUCAAAAUUGUGGGUUGGUUCCACAUUAUUAAGCUAAUGGAAAAAAUGGUUUGUAUUCUUUUUAUAUUAGCAAACAUUAGACAAAAGAAAAUAUGCAAAAUAUAGUUCCUUCCAGUUUUUGCAGUGACCAAGAGUCAAGUCUGGUACCACCAAGUCAUUAUGGGAGGGCGUGUGGAGAAGUGUGUUUGGCCUCCGUGUGUCCCGGUGGUUGAGUGUCCUGGCCCUUAAGGCACACUGCAGUUUGGAAAGUUUACUGAAGAUGAAAUUGGUUUUGCUUAUUAAUUGAAAUUCUUGACAGAAUUGUGAGUUUGCAAGUGUGAGGAAGUAAAAUUUGCCCCCUUGCCCAUCUUGUAUUGCCAAAAAAAAGUAUUUCCUUCUCAGACUGCUUGUGGUCUUGCUGUGCAGAAUGCAGCUUUUCCCCUGCAGCUGAGGGUGGUUUUGUAUUAGAUCAUUGAAAAGCCCUCAUCUUUCUUCAUGCCGGUGAAGUGUCUGGUUAGUGAGCACACAGCUGAUUUGGUGAAAGUAGCCAGUCGGUAUAUGUGCCUAAAAGUAGGCUCUUAAAAACUAAUGUCAGGGCAGUAAGCUUGAAAUAAUGGCACACCAAAGUAAAUGCAUGGUAAUUAUUCAAAGAGAGGCCACAUGCAUUGCAGGCAAGCCCUACGCUUCAGCAGAGGUUCUACAGCUCAUGGCCUCUGUUGUCACAGCCACAUCCCAUCCUGACAGGUGUCAUUACUGCUUUGUUUUCUGUGGGACAGAAAACAAAAUGUGGUAGUGUGGCCCUUACCCUAAUGGCUCUUAGGCAGGCACAGUGGUUGUAGGAAGUGGGCAUACUUUAAUUUAGUGGGAAAGUUGCUUUUUCUGGUCCCUUGAGCAGUUCUUGUCUCUCUUGCUAGGAUGAAGGUAACUUAUGUGGAGGUGAGAUUGCAGAGGACUGGAUGCCCUUGGCCAAACAUUGCGCGCGCGUGCGCGCGCGCGCACACACACACACACACACACACACACACACACACACACACCCCAGUGCUCAGACAUGACCAGCUGCCACUCCCCUCUGUCUGCCACACUUUGUGUUGGGCUGCAGAUUUGCACACAUAAAAAAUUCCUCAGGAAGAGUUUGCACAUGGGUCACCUCACAAUAUUCUGUACUCACUAAAGGGAUUUGAUGGACUUCAGCACAAAAGAAUAACUUGAGCGGGGUAGCUCAGAUCCUGUCGAAUCUCGCUGUCACCAGAGUAAAUAAGGUUCCAGAUUUUGUUGUCAUGGCGAGGCCGCCUGUUGUCUUGUUUAUUCCUUCUCUUACAGCAAUUAAUUAUUUCCAUGGUUAUUAUGCAAGAGGCAUUGCCCUUGAGCUAAAACACCAUUGUUUAUUAAACAGCUAUUAUUAAACAUUAUUUUAUGAAUAUAUACUAAUCUGAGAUUAAAAAAUGUACACCUGCAUUAGCUAUGCAGCUGUUGUUAAAAUGUUUUAAGUUGGUUUUCUCUAACGUGUUGAUCUUUUAGCUUGAAUAUUAUGUUUACUUUUAUCCAAGCGUAGACCUCUUAAGGGGAUAUUAAAAUUCAAGGUUAAAAUGUGAAUCCCUUGACUGACACCUGUAAGAAGUUUAGAAGACCUUUUAAGUUGUGAUUGCUGUUUUCAAUAAGACUGUAAAAUGGAGUUCAUUUUUAUCAGAAAUUAAAAUGGAGGUCAUAGGAGUUCAUGGAGAAAAUGGCUCUGCUAUGACUUCCAUUACCGUUUCUGGCUCCCAGAAUAUGUGAAAGGAGCCCUGCUCUUUCCCAAAGGAAAUGAUUCCUCUAUUGUGUCGCCCCCACCUCACCCCUGCUGAUGACAGUCACCGAGGCCUUCCCAUCUGCACUGAAUCUCCUUGCAUCUCCUCUUAGAGCCACAUGGCAUGGGUGCAUCCAGUUCCCGAUCGUGCUGCUGGCAUGGCUGAGACCUGAAGGAGAUGCUGCUCAGAGACCGGACUUCAGGGCUGGUGUACUCUCUCAGCCCUGCUGGUGGGGUUGGUCUGCAUUUCAGGCUAGACUCCAUUUUUUGGAAAAUGUUCAUGAAUUACAGUUCUGGAAAAUUCAUUGUUCUUUUCUGGUUAAAACAGGUGGCAGUUUCUUCCUUGGCUCUUUUGACCUAUUAUUUGUCCAAGUUACAGCUAAGCAAUAGAUAAAUAAUUUAAAUGUGAACGUGUUGGGGGAGCUGUGGCGAGGACCAGGAAUACUAACCCAUAGCGUGAAGAUCACAUGCAGGCAAGAGGCUUUGCCUACCACCAGCACAGCUGGAGCGAUGGAGGCAGUCUGGUGUCGGGGUGCUUGUUUGUUGGGAGGCGUGGUAAGCUGGCCCUGGUGUCCGCGCAUCUCGUUGAUUAACCCAGGGAAACAGAAUGGCGGUGGAAACUCCUACUGACCCGGGCACAGCGCCACUGGUGCUGGCUCUUCCCUUAAGCCCUUGGUGGAUUUGAAUCACUCCUUUGUAUCUAGGGUGCGCUCUCCCGCUCUAGAACAUUGUGGUCAAUGAGAAAUAAAUCUUGUACAAAUA
This is a messenger RNA of Jaculus jaculus (lesser Egyptian jerboa), 5495 nucleotides long. RefSeq names its product CDK2 associated cullin domain 1 (gene Cacul1). Gene Ontology annotation, molecular function: ubiquitin protein ligase binding. Lineage: Eukaryota; Metazoa; Chordata; Mammalia; Rodentia; Dipodidae. The record is from RefSeq and is a predicted model, not a curated record. Gene Ontology annotation, biological process: ubiquitin-dependent protein catabolic process. The transcript has 9 exons. Bases 256 to 1344 code for a protein of 362 amino acids.